UCUUUACACACACAAAAACGACGCUUCAUUCCAACCACAAUUCGCUACCAUGGGCCAGCAUGGUAGUAAACAGCAUGCACCUCUCACUCUUGGGUAUCUUGAUCGCACCACCAAUGCCACCAUCACCAACCCACCUCCUAUCGAGCAACCUGCCCCUGACUUUGUUCUCGAAAACCCACACCUCUACAAGCUUGAAGUGGCCUGCUGCUGCGACACACCCGAAAGGGACCGGAACAUCAAUAUAUCUCAAACCGGGUUGGCAGAAGUAGCUUCCCAAGAGUGUACUGUCUGCCAGAAAAACAAACGAUUUUCGUUAGUGCGCAAAGAUUUAGCUAAAGACCUGGAAUAUAUUGACGAAACAUAUUAUCCCCCAGAAGAAAACACUGCCGAAUCGGAUCCUAUCCAGCUCGACACCGAACACCACCAAGACGACGAUAACGACGAAUCAGACCCUUUGGAUAGCUCUGUGAGCCAGGGGUUAACAAAACUGACGAUUGGCGAAGCCACCCCUGACAACAAGUCCACGGCCCUAUCUAAACCUUCCCUUUCGGUUGAUUUGUCUGGGCGGGCACUUGUUCGACUUAGUCCCACAGUUGGCUAUCUUCAGAAUCUCACUAAACUUAAUAUAUCUCAUAAUCGAAUAACCAGCCUACCACGCACCAUUGGUCACCUCAAAAACCUCAGAACUCUCAAUGCUUCACACAACCUUCUCGAGUCUUUGCCAGACACAAUUGCUUUUGUAACCAUGCUCAAGGCAAUCAAUAUAUCAUCCAACAAAAUCACCAGUCUACCCAGCUCGCUUGGCUCUCUCCAAAAGCUGGUCAUCAUUGUGGCCCAUGACAACAAAUUGACUACCUUACCCCGGGAACUUGUUCGCCUCAGGAAGCUUCUGUCGCUCAAUGUGUCUAACAAUCCGAUCACAGCAAUACCGGCCGAAAUUGCCACCCUUAAAUCAUUACGCAAGCUUGUGGCAGAAGGGUGUGCAUUCGAACAAGAAUUUGUCACCAAUCUCCCUCACGACCCGCCCUCGCUCUUUGAAUAUUGUGCACGAUCCAUU
Molecule: messenger RNA, 1057 nt
Organism: Phycomyces blakesleeanus NRRL 1555(-)
Lineage: Eukaryota; Fungi; Mucoromycota; Mucoromycetes; Mucorales; Phycomycetaceae
Exons: 2
Molecular function (GO): protein binding
Source: RefSeq, a predicted model, not a curated record